Polypterus senegalus (gray bichir) is the source of this 2838-nucleotide messenger RNA. RefSeq names its product zinc finger protein 501-like. Gene Ontology annotation, molecular function: RNA polymerase II cis-regulatory region sequence-specific DNA binding; DNA-binding transcription activator activity, RNA polymerase II-specific. Gene Ontology annotation, biological process: regulation of transcription by RNA polymerase II. Gene Ontology annotation, cellular component: nucleus. The transcript is spliced from 3 exons. The coding region runs from base 325 to 1884 and encodes 519 amino acids. The record is from RefSeq and is a predicted model, not a curated record. Lineage: Eukaryota; Metazoa; Chordata; Cladistia; Polypteriformes; Polypteridae.
UAGCGUCGCAUGUGGAUGACGUCUCCACGUGUCGCAAUGUUUCCUCUGUCCAGCGCACGGCUCCCACUCCUGAUUUGUUCGGCCGGGCAAAGAAGCAAAACGGCGAGACAAAGUCGGACACACAGGUGGGAAUCUUCGGCGACGAGGGGAAAACUGGAACAUUUUAGAAGGUGACUGGCACUGCGUGGGCCGCUCGACUUUAAACGGUUAAACAGGAGCCUCCUUUCCAGGUCACAUGGUCAUGCAGCGAGACAUCUAAUGGCCUCCAUUCCACAGCUGUCCAUGUGAGCAGGAAAUCUUAGAAGAGCAGAGCGGAGCAGAGCAAUGGCCUCAGCCAAACCUGAUGGUAAGGGUGACAGACUGGCACACGUUAAACAAGAUGACUGUGAGUGGGGUGCCCCCGAAGAUUUGUCUGUGAAGGCAGAGGACUGUGAAAGAAAGAUUUCACAUUUUAAAGAAGAAGAAGAGGAGGAGGAGGAGUCAGAGGGGCAGAUCGUUGAGGUGAAAGUUGAGGAUUCAGGGAAUUUCUCGGUUAGUCUUGAACUGCAUGACCUUGAAAGUGGGACAUUUCUCAAGCAAGAUAUUUGUCAAGAGUCGCAUUCCAGUUUUCAGCCCUGGGUCACUAAUGUGGGACACCUGCCAAAUUCUGUGGAGCUGAAAUCUGAGUUUGAAUUGGAAAUCAAUGAAGGAAAUGGGAAAGAAGCAGAAGAACAGCAGUCGUCUAGGAAUGCAGAAAUAAGUUUCCAGGACAAUGACAGCUUCUCCCCAUCUUCCUUUGCUCAGACCUCUCUUCAGUGCAGACUGCAGCACAAAGAGGACAAGGCAACGAUGAAGAAAUCAACAAGAGGAUCAGAGAAUUUGACAGCUGCCCGUUUCCAGUGCCGUCCCUUACCUGCCAUUGAUCCAACACAGAUAGAAGCCAUCUGCACCAAUCAACAACAAAUAAACGGUAUUGGUCACGAGGCUGUGUAUGCUGGCCGAGCGUGUAGAACAAGUUUGAAAAGCAAAUCUGACUGUGAAGAUCAUAAGUUGAUUCCCACAAAACCAAAAUCAUAUCCCUGUUCUGAAUGUGGCAGGCAGUUUUCACGCAGCUACAAUCUUCUGAAACACACAAGAAUUCACACUGGAGAGAAACCCUAUUGCUGUCUAGAAUGUGGCAAACGAUUUUCACAAAAAAGCAGCCUUCAGUGCCACAUGAGAAUCCACACGGGCGAAAAACCUCAUUGCUGUUCCGAAUGUGGCAAACGAUUCUACCACAGGAGGAGUCUUCAGAAACACAUGAAUAUUCACACUGGGGAGAAACCUCACUGCUGCUCCGAAUGUGAUAAAAGAUUUUCACAAAUAAGCACUCUUCAGUGCCACAUAAGAGUCCACACAGGAGAAAAACCGUACUGCUGCUCUGAAUGUGGCAGACGAUUCUCUCGUAACAGCAGUCUUCAGCAGCACACACGAAUUCACACUGGAGAGAAGCCUUAUUGCUGUUCUGAAUGUGGGAAAAAAUUCUCCCAAAACAUCCACCUUCAUAAGCACAAAAUAAUUCACACUGGAGAAAAACCUUAUUGCUGUUCUGAAUGUGGCAAACGAUUUUCCCAUAUAAGCAACUUCCAGAACCAUGUGAAAAAUCACACUGGAGAAAAACCUUAUAGCUGUCUAGAAUGUGGGAAACAAUUUUCGCUUAAGAGCUAUCUUCAGAGACAUGCAAAACAUCAUACUGGAGAAAAACCUUAUAGCUGCUUUGAAUGUGGGAAAAGGUUCUUACGGUCAUGUGAACUUCAAAGCCACACCAGAAUUCACACUGGGGAGAAGCCAUACUGUUGCUUGGAUUGUGGUAAACAAUUCUCACACAGGAGUACUCUUAAUAAACAUACAAGGAUUCACAUGUGAGGAAAUCCUCAUUGCUGCUCUGAAUGACAGAGAACAUUGUCAGAAAUAUCAGUGUCACAUCAGAAUUUGUGAGGCAGAGAAACCUUCUUAUUCUCCCAAAAUGUGGCAAAGGAUUCUCAGAAAACAUUGCCCUUUACUAUCAUAAGAGUUUCAUACUGGUGGAAAAGCCCAUAAUUGUUUUGAAUGUGGCAAGUGUUUCUCACACAGCAGGAAUCUUAAUAAACGCAAUAGAACUUACCCUGGAGAGAAAUUAAUUAAUCAAUGAAUCAAUUAUUUAAGGAAUCAAUAAUCACAAGAGAAUUUACCCUGGAGUGAAUAUUUAUUGACUGAUGUAUUUGAUUGAAAUAAAAUAUCAGGAGAAGCAAAGAGAAGUUUGUGUAAGUGUUGCUGGGAUCAACAGAACUCAUCAAAAGCCCAUCAAGAUGUUUUGACAAUUACUAUCAUCCACUACAAAGUACAAAAUAAGGGAUUUCUGGGAAUUAUGCAUGUAAUAAACCAAGUCGUACAACUUUAAAGCAACAAUAAUGCCAUAAAAAGUCUCAGUUCAAGAAUGAGAUUCGGUCUUGACUUAAGGAAAGAAUAACCCUUUUAAGUCUACAAAAACCCUCAACAAGAAAACCCCUCUCAUGUGGCAGUGGAUUCAAAUAGACAGUCCUCAGGGCUGCACAAGAAUCCACAUUCUGCCAAAAUGUGGAAAAAAUAACAGAAAUAAGUUGUGCUGGGACCAGCAGAAUUAAUAAAAAUAAAUGUUCAGGUCCAUCUUGACUUCUGACCGAUUACCAUAACUCAAUACAAAGUGCAAAGGGAAGUGUAAUUAGAAACAAUACAGACACUGGACCAACCCCAGUCCCCACUGAAAUGCUAUGACAUCCUUCAGCAUUAAUAAAGUUUCCAUCCAUCCAUACAAGCCAUUAUUUUAUAACAAAAUAUUCAAGCAUGUGGGUGGCACGGUGG